This is a messenger RNA of Schistosoma curassoni, 3919 nucleotides long. Lineage: Eukaryota; Metazoa; Platyhelminthes; Trematoda; Strigeidida; Schistosomatidae. The record is from the annotation of a GenBank genome assembly.
AUGUUGGAGGAAGCUUAUUCUUGUACAGUUGAUGAUGUCCUAAAGCACUACAAUACGAACACUGAAACUGGUUUAACUAAAAAGCAGAUUGAAUCCUCUUUGAAGGAGUAUGGCUACAAUGAGUUACCACCGGAAGAAAACAAGCCUCUUUGGAAAUUGGUACUUGAACAGUUCGACGACCUCUUGGUCAAAAUUCUCUUACUAGCAGCUGUUAUCUCAUUUGUCUUGGCCUGGUUUGAAGAUAGCGAAGAUGCGACUACUGCGUUUGUCGAGCCAGUUGUCAUAAUGCUCAUAUUAAUCGUGAAUGCAAUCGUUGGUGUUUGGCAGGAACGUAACGCUGAGUCAGCCAUAGAAGCCUUAAAAGAAUAUGAGUCAGAUACUGCAAAGGUUAUUCGUCAGGGUUAUCAAGGUGUGCAGAGUGUGAAAGCCCGUGAAUUAGUGCCUGGAGACAUUGUGGAAGUUGCUGUUGGAGAUCGGGUUCCAGCGGAUAUUAGAAUCGUUAAAAUCUUGUCUACAACACUUCUCAUUGAUCAGUCUAUCUUAACUGGUGAAUCAGUAUCAGUUUCAAAGCACAGUGACCCUAUAUCCCAGGCUCGAGCUGUCAAUCAAGACAAAAAGAAUAUGCUAUUUAGCGGUACAAAUGUAGCCUCCGGAAAAUGUGUUGGAGUAGUAGUCGGGACCGGACUUUCAACAGAAAUAGGCAAAAUUCGUGAUCAAAUCAUGCAUACAGAACAAGAUAAAACUCCUCUCGGGCAGAAAAUAGAUGAAUUUGGAACACAGUUAUCAAAGGUCAUAACACUCAUAUGUAUUGCUGUAUGGUGCAUUAACAUUGGCCAUUUUAACGACCCAGUGCAUGGUGGUUCUUGGCUCAGAGGUGCUGUUUACUACUUUAAAAUUGCAGUCGCGCUUGCCGUAGCGGCGAUUCCGGAAGGUCUACCGGCUGUUAUCACAACGUGUCUAGCUUUGGGGACCCGUCGAAUGGCUCGCAAAAAUGCUAUUGUCCGAUCAUUACCAAGUGUUGAAACUCUUGGGUGUACAACAGUGAUUUGUUCUGACAAAACCGGUACCCUUACAACCAACCAAAUGACUGUUUGCCGAAUGUUCACUUUCGGUAACGAGAGUCGGGUCGGUGAUGCUUCGCAGCUAAAAUUUGAUGAGUUUGAAAUUACGGGUUCUAAAUAUGCUCCAGAAGGAAAUGUGCACCAUCAAGGACGAAAAAUAGACUGUUCUGAAUAUCCUUGUCUUGUAGAACUUGCGCAAAUAUGUUCUUUGUGCAAUGACUCGUCUGUGGAAUACAGUGAAUCUCGGCAUGCAUAUGAAAAAGUGGGUGAAGCGACUGAGACUGCAUUGGUCUGCUUGGUUGAGAAAAUGAAUGUCACAAAAGUCUCUAAAUCAAAUCUUACUAAUCACCAGCUUGCAAUGAUUUGUAAUCGCGAUAUCCAGAAAAUGUAUGAAAGAAAAUUUACUCUUGAGUUUUCUCGGGAUAGGAAGUCAAUGUCUACGUAUGUCAUCCCUCGAAGUCAAAUUUCUGGCUCUAAAGAAAAGCUCUUUGUUAAGGGCGCCCCGGAGUCCAUAUUGGAUAGAUGCACUCAUGUACGCACCACAGGCGGCAAAUUAUUGUUAACGUCUGAGCUAAAAGGCGAAGUACUUCGAAAAAUAGCUACCUACGCCACUGGACGUGAAACUCUUCGUUGUUUGGCUUUAGCUACAAGAGAUGAACCACCUUCAUACUCUCACUUUGAUUUAAAAGAUCCAAAAAAUUUCAAGGAUUAUGAGACUGAAUUAACUCUUGUGGGUGUUGUUGGUAUGGUGGACCCGCCACGUUGUGAGGUUGCCAGCAGUAUCCAAGCUUGUAAAAAGGCUGGCAUCCGUGUUAUUGUUAUUACAGGCGAUAAUAAAGCAACUGCCGAAGCUAUAUGCCGUCGUAUAGGAUUGUUUGAAGAUAAAGAAGAUACUUGUGGAAAGUCCUUCACGGGACGAGAAUUCGAUGACCUCAGUUUAGAAAAGAAAAAGGAUGCAGUACGCAACGGAAAGUUGUUUGCUCGCGUUGAACCCGCCCAUAAAAGUCUAAUAGUACAAUUCCUACAGCAGGAUGGUGAAGUAUCUGCGAUGACUGGAGAUGGUGUUAAUGACGCUCCUGCACUAAAGAAGGCGGAAAUUGGGAUUGCUAUGGGAAGUGGUACUGCCGUUGCCAAAUCUGCUUCUGACAUGGUACUAGCAGAUGAUAAUUUUAGCACAAUUGUUGCGGCCGUUGAAGAAGGCCGAGCUAUAUAUGAUAACAUGAAACAGUUUAUCCGUUACCUUAUUUCGUCUAACAUCGGCGAAGUUGUCUGCAUUUUCUUGACUGCUGCUCUUGGAAUGCCUGAGGCUUUGAUUCCUGUACAAUUACUCUGGGUUAACUUAGUGACUGAUGGUUUACCUGCUACAGCCUUAGGAUUUAAUCCUCCUGAUGUUGAUAUAAUGACUAAACCACCACGUAAAAGCAAAGAACCAUUAAUUUCCGGUUGGUUAUUUCUUCGAUACAUGUUGAUAGGCAUCUAUGUUGGGUGUGCAACAGUUGGAGCAGCAGCCUGGUGGUUCAUGGUCUAUGAGGGCGGUCCCAAAGUGAACUAUUAUCAGCUGACACAUCAUUUGCAAUGCCAGUUGGAACCAUCUAUGUUCAAAGGAGUUAAUUGUAGCGUAUUCGCCAGUCCAAAACCUAUGACAAUGGCAUUGUCUGUGUUGGUUUUGAUUGAGAUGUUUAACGCAUUGAACAGGUAAUUCAUUUUGUUGAUUUUUACCUCAUUUAUGAGUUAUUUAUGGUUGACGCUAUAAAGAUUAUCCAUUUCGUUUACAAGUUUUAAGUCCACUAGAUAUAGUAAGCUGUUUUCUAAGUCACUAUGUAUCAGUAAGCCUCAUUCGCAGGUUUUACGUGUGAUACUUAUUCAAGUUCAACUACGCACAGAAAUAUGGUGACCAACUAUCUUCCAUAUCGUUGAGUUUUUGCAGUGACAAAUCGAGUCAUUCUAUAAUAAAAAAGAGAUCAAUACAUAGUUUUUACAACAGUUGAGAUCAUGAGUCAAUUGAAACUAGACCACUAUGGAAAACCUGGAAGCACUGGACGGUCGUUUCGUCCUAUUGUGGGACUCUUCAGCAGUACGCGUCCACGACCCCGCCUCGCGGGACUUGAACCCAGGAACUAUCAGUCUCGCGCCAGACGCUUAACAUAGUUUUUACGCAAACCCUUCAAAUGAGUUGUUGGUGUUAGCAAAUUAUCCACUGUAUGGUGUUGAUAAGUAAAUCAGACCAUUAUUUUAAAUGGUAAGAGUUGGGAAUUAUUUGCAUAUAUUUAUAUGAAAUAAGAAGAAUAGAAUACAAAUUUAGUUGAUUGUCAUUACGUAUAGUAGUAUAAAGCUAACUAUCUCCAUUUAAAAAAAUGUGAGUUGAUUAUGUAUAGAUGCUAAUGGUUGGUUAGGUUUUAAAGGUCUUUCAUAAAUAGAGUAGUAAACGGAGUAUCUUGUAUGGUUAUCGCUAUCAUAAUAUUUUAAGAAAAAGUCUCCUUUAAAUAAAUUCUAGUUCAUUGGUAUAUUAGAUCCUACGUCUUAUUUUAUGUCAAAUGCACAUGGGGUCCAGAAUCCGGAGAGAAGAAAUGGCGUAUGAAUCUAAUGUUGCUUCAUUGUCUUAUGGAUUAGACCUCUAGGUAAAAGACUCGGAGAGUGGCCCCCUAAGAAAACCACCUGCUUUGGUUUGGGCAUCCGAACAGCGUUCUAGCCCUCAUACACUUCAAAUGACGAAGUGUUGUGCAUAUACAUUUGGUGCUUCAUUGUACCGGUGUUUGUGCGUCUUCCAUCAUAUGCUGUUCUGGCCGACAUUGUGUCUCCUUCGGUAAUUUUGUAUUAUGUUUCUUUAUUUUAUUAGCCUUUCUGAGAAUCAGUCGCUU